AUGUCUCGCAACACGAAGGAGUUUAAUGAACUUGCGGACAAGUUCACGAAGGUGUAUGACCAGCAACGACGGGACCUAGAGCUCUGUCUUCAAUCUCGCGUCAAUGACGACAUCAAUUUUGUUUGUCAGAAGCAGAAGGGUGCUUAUUUGGAAGGGAUUGCACAAGUAUUUUGCAAGAAGGAGUAUGACGCCGGUGUGAAGUGCCAAAAGGCUGCGGGAGAGCGAUGGUCAACGGAAUGCUUCAAGGAAAACGUCGCGUUUGGUCAGUGUACAGACACGGUACUGAAGAAGCUUUAUAUUUAUAAUAUUGAGCGGAACAAGAAGAACCCUGCGGCGAAUUGA
Messenger RNA from Trypanosoma cruzi, 342 nucleotides. RefSeq lists its product as uncharacterized. Lineage: Eukaryota; Euglenozoa; Kinetoplastea; Trypanosomatida; Trypanosomatidae. The record is from RefSeq and is a predicted model, not a curated record. Bases 1 to 342 code for a protein of 113 amino acids. The transcript has a single exon.